This is a messenger RNA of Durusdinium trenchii, 2639 nucleotides long. NCBI's taxonomy places the organism in Eukaryota, Dinophyceae, Suessiales, Symbiodiniaceae. The record is from the annotation of a GenBank genome assembly.
UGCCUUUCCAAGAGGAGGCAGAAUAAGCCAUGAAGACCGCUUAGCCUUCAGAGCCUCCAGACACCGCCUCCAUGAAGACCACCACUCCGACUCUUUUGACACUUCUGGGCCAUCUGGGACCAGGUGCACAGCCAGUUUCAAGCACAGAACAAAUCCACAGUCUGAGUCGAGUGCAAGCCACCACGCCGCCAGCAUGGCCCGUUUGGCUACACUGGGAUUGGCGAUUGUCGCAUGCGCGACGACCUGCGCCGGAGGAGCUUCACGCGAUGCGCGCGAUUUCCUGGGAAGCUGCGGUGUUUUGGUGCCACAGCCCUUCACCUGCCGUGGGAUGCCCGAGUGGGCGGCCUUCCUGGAGGCGACCACAGAGAAUCGAGCGAAGGGCUUCCAGACCGACGAUGCCUUGCUGGGACAAGCGCAGUGGAUCCUGCAGCAGUGGCAGGACAAGCCGUAUCCACCACAGGAUUUCUUCAAGUACCUUUGUAGUGGACCGGAAACCCCUUGGCCCUUGGCCGACCGCUUCUGCCUCUGGGGGUUUGUCGCAGCGCUCAUCGUGCAGUCGCGGCAUUUGAUGGGCUCGGCUGAGAGGGAGGACCAGAAGUCAGCAGACAUGGACUUUGGAUAUGCCACCACCGUGCUUGGGAAGGAAGGAUCGAUGGAUUUCUUGGAUUCCUCUCCUUGGCCCUUCUCGAUCAUUGAUGCCUUCAUCAACAUCAAUGAGACCAACUUCAUGAGCUAUGAAGCCUACGCGAUACAGCAACCAGUGACACCACCUUCGGUGCCCUUGAAGUCCUUGCAUUGGCAGCCUCCAGUGGAAUUGGAAAAGACACAGCUCCCCAAGAAGAUUCGUCUUGCAGUGGUUGGAUCUCAUGCCACACUCUCUCUGGAGCCGGUAGAGAUGCUGCGGCGGUUCCUCUCUGGUGUGCAGGUGGCUCCUGUCUUCUAUGGCCUGGAAGCACGAUGGUGUCAGAUCUUGGGGAUGUGUGACCAGGGUACAGAGGCAUUAGGGAAACUCUUCAAGGAUGCAGAGAAGGACCCCUAUGCGUACAGCUGGGAGAUCAUGUCAUCUCAGGUGGACCAGAUCUACCAAGCAGAUCGUGGGCUUCGGGAGGCCGAGCUGAUCCUCUGUACCGAGCCAUUGGCCGGGUGUUUGAUGAUGUUGGACUCGGCCCGUGCCAGGAACCGGAGGUUGCCUUUGCUUGGCUAUUUGGGUGUGGCAUUGCUGAACAACUGUCCACCAGAUGACAUGGAUCUAUUUUGGGAGAGGCUCGUAGCCCUUCUGGAGCCCAAGAGGCCCGGACAACCUGCUGCUCAGAUGGCUGUGAACAAUUUGAUUCUUUCCGAACAGAUUUACUAUCAAACUGGCUACCGCAUGCCGUAUGUUCGCGCGCAUGGCCUCUACACCAACAUGGGCUAUGCUCCGACCAAGCCCGAGGAGAUCCUCAUCUGGAGGGCGCCACUCUUCAGCUAUGUCACCACCAGAUGUGCCAUGAUGCACUUCUCAGUGGCAAACCCUCAGCUUCGCAUGAAGUUUCAUUUCAUGGAGGAAGACGAGCACCUGUCCUACUCACAAGUGGGGAGCUUCAAAGCUGUUGCCCUUAUCCCUUGGGAUCAUGCGCUCAUGACUUUCUAUGAGCUCUACACUGCAACCAUCCCCCUCCUAAUGCCUGGCACCGAGUGGAUGUACCGGCUCCUCUACCAAAGAGGCCAGCUCUCAGUCGGGGAGCGCAUCUACCAAACCACGAUGCCUGGCUACACGGUGCCAGUUGCUCGCUUUGCAGACCAGGAGCCCGCCUCCCAGGCGCCGGGCGCCUCGUCGCCGGCGGGAGGCCUGGGCUCGGCGAAGGCAGCGCGGGGCGUGGCGGAGGAUGUGCUGACCAGGGGCCUCGAAGCGCAGGACCUGGACACAGCGAAGCAAUAUCUGAAAGCAGCGCUGGAGCUGAUCCAAGACAUGCAGUAUUUCCUGGCCGUGGCGGAAAACAGGACCGAUGAAGACUCCUAUACCUCGAUGGGCGUGAUCCGUCGAAGUGCCAGCUCCAAGACAUCCGCCUUCGUGCCCCAACGGGCUCAGCCCAAACAUCCUGAGCCUUGGCAUCCGUACACACCUUUCCAGAUGUCCCCCUUGGACUCCAACGAUUGGACGCGCAUGCGCAAAGGGACCUGGUGGCUCCGGCGCGGCGUGCGCUUCGAUGCCAUGCGCUAUUGGUAUCAAUACUCAGACUUCGCGCGAUUUCCGGGGAUCACCUACUUCUCCAACUUGCCGGACCUCAUGUGCAUGGCAGAGUCGCUGGAUAUCAACGACCUCUCGGUCCAAAUGCGGCGCUACAAUGAGCAAAGCUUAGUGCACUCGGUGACUUUUUGGACCUACUCCGUCGCCACCUUGUUAGGUUGAUCCCCCCCCCUACCAUUGCUUUCACUUGCUGCACGACCAGCCCCGGACCAGCCGGACCAGCCACUGCAAGAUCUCGAAGGGCCUCGCACUUGACACCGAUCGUCACGUGAUCCCCACAGAUGUCGGAGUUUGGUCGAGGUAUGUCGAGGUCGAGUGCAGCAGACGAAGACCAAGCGCCGAUGGGUUCAAGGAUGGGAAAAGGACUGGCUCCUUUGCUUGAGGCAGGUCCUCAGAACUUGCUUGGCCUAGC